AUGGCGACAGCCUACCCUGAUCCUGCCCGCAACGAGUCGGCGAAGAUCACGGUGCGAGUGGCCUUCUUCUUAGCCAUACGGUCGCUUGAGAGAUCACGAGCUCAGCGGCUUCUCUGGCUGCUCGAAGAAUGCCGAAUCCCCUACGAAAUCAAGGCCUACAAGCGGGUCGACCACAAGGCACCCCCUGAGAUGAAGCAAGUGCAUCCGCUCGGAAAAGCGCCUGUUCUCACCAUCGAGGAGCCUGGGAAAUUGGACCGCCUCGCGAUGGCAGAGUCUGGCACGGUCUUUGAAUACCUCGUCGACUAUUAUGCUCCUCAUCUUGCCCCGAAGCGAUUCCAGGAUGGAAGGGAAGGCAAUAUCUGCGGCGAAACACGAAGUUGGCUUCGGUACCGCUACUACAUGCACUACACCGAAGGCAGCCUUAUGUCGCUGUUGAUGCGCAUUCAUGUGCUUGGUGAGAUAAAAAGUGACGAUAGUACAGUGGAGUCGACGCGGAAACACGAAUUGCGCGAGGUGCAAACGUAUUUGACCUUUCUGGAGUCCCAAAUCAACUCAGCGCCUCAGGGCGGACCGUAUCUUUGUGGCAACGGCUUGACAGCGGCGGAUAUCAUGAUUUCACUCCCAUUGUUGGUGUUGCAGAGUACCGUGGGCCUCAACGAGUACCCAGGGCUUGGAGCCUAUGUCGAGCGUCUGACAGGUAGACCUGGGUAUAAGGCGUCUAUUAAGAGAGCAGAGACUGCCAGUGGCGAGAAGUAUGCCCUGAUAUGA
Zasmidium cellare ATCC 36951 is the source of this 768-nucleotide messenger RNA. RefSeq lists its product as uncharacterized. Lineage: Eukaryota; Fungi; Ascomycota; Dothideomycetes; Mycosphaerellales; Mycosphaerellaceae. Bases 1 to 768 code for a protein of 255 amino acids. The transcript is spliced from 3 exons. The record is from RefSeq and is a predicted model, not a curated record.